Messenger RNA from Talaromyces rugulosus, 1119 nucleotides. RefSeq lists its product as uncharacterized. The record is from RefSeq and is a predicted model, not a curated record. The coding region runs from base 1 to 1119 and encodes 372 amino acids. Lineage: Eukaryota; Fungi; Ascomycota; Eurotiomycetes; Eurotiales; Trichocomaceae. Gene Ontology annotation, molecular function: DNA N-glycosylase activity; damaged DNA binding; DNA-(apurinic or apyrimidinic site) endonuclease activity. Gene Ontology annotation, biological process: base-excision repair. The transcript is spliced from 2 exons. Gene Ontology annotation, cellular component: nucleus.
AUGCCCGAACUCGCAGAGGUCUCGCGUAUUGUACAUUUUAUCCGAAAACACCUCGUUGGCAAGACAUUAUCAGUCGUACAAGCACAAAACGAUGACAUUGUCUAUGGCAAAGUGGGCACCAGUGCCGCAGAGUUUCAGAAAGCCAUGCAGGGUAACAAGAUUAUAGGUGCAGGGCAGCAAGGCAAAUACUUCUGGAUCACAAUGUCAAAAGCUCCGCAUGUUGUGAUGCACUUUGGCAUGGCUGGGUGGUUGAAAAUAAGAGACGCAGAUACAUACUACUAUCGCACAACAAAGGCUGGUGACAGCGAAUGGCCGCCUAAGCACUGGAAAUUCCUCCUCGAAACAGAUGAAACCCCAAAGACAGAGGCUGCUUUUGUGGACUUUCGAAGACUCUCGAGAAUUCGUCUCGUUGAUUGUCCUGCCGACGACAUUAGGAAGCACACUCCGCUCAAAGAGAAUGGUCCAGAUCCACUGCUGGAUAAAGAUAUUUUUACUGCAGAAUGGCUUACCAACAAAGUCAAAAGCAAAAAGGUGCCGAUUAAGGCUUUGCUGCUCGACCAAGCCAACAUUAGCGGGAUAGGCAACUGGAUGGGUGACGAAGUUCUCUACCAUUCCAAAAUCCACCCGGAGCAGUACAGCAAUACCUUGAACAAUGAGCAGAUAAUCCAGCUACACAAGUCUAUCGACUAUGUUUGCACAACAUCGGUGGACCUUUUGGCAGAUUCGGAAAAGUUUCCAGAAGAGUGGCUUUUCAAACACCGAUGGGGCAAAGGAAAGAAGAACCAAGCCUCUGUACUGCCAAAUGGUAACAAGAUUGUGUUCCUCACUGUUGGAGGUAGAACGAGUGCUGUCGUGCCUGCUGUUCAAAGGAAAACCGGGCCCGUUGCCAAAGACGUUACCAGCGAUAAUGAGUCCGACAAUGCUACUAAGACUCCAGCCAACAGCAAGCGGAAGCGAACGAACGUGAAAAAAGAAGACGAAGACGAGGAUCAUGCACCGAAGCGAGCGGCGUCGAAAAGACGCAUCAAGAACGAGGAUGAAGCACCCAUCAAGAAAGAGGAGCUCGAAUCGCCGAAUCGAACAUCCGGUAGAAGACGCUCAGCGCGGAGCACGAAAUAA